AUGCGUGGCGACCAAAAUUAGCAGUCCUAUUUUUGGAAACUAAUCCCCUUUUAGCAAACAAUAAUAGCUCCCCUCCAUAGCUCAUCGACAGGUGGGGCUCCUCUCCUGACCGACGGGUCUCGAUCGCGACGCUGGCUGAUUCUCGCCGCCGGCGGUACGUGUAACGUCUCGGCGUCCGGUCCCACCGCCCUUGGCUAGCUCGUUUGUGAUUCUCACAUGAUCAGGCACCUCUCCUGGUGCUCAAACGAGGACUCCGCUGGCGCCGCCGCACGUGCCGCCGGCGACCGCGUCGUCAUCGUUGGCGGCGGCAUAGCCGGCGCCCUCCUCGCCAAGACCCUCCAAAACCACGCCGAUGUCGUCCUCAUUGACCCGAAGGAGUACUUUGAGAUCCCAUGGGCUAACUUGCGGGCCAAGGUGGACCCGGCAGCGGUGGAGCGGACGGUGAUCCCGCACGCGGACUACCUGACCCACGCCAAGGUGGUCACGGCGGCGGCGACCGGCGUCGAUGACUCCGUCGUGCUGACCUCCGUGGGCCGGGCUGUCGCCUACGACUUCCUCGUCAUCGCCACGGGCCGGACUUGCACCCGGCCCCAAAGGCGGGCCGACCGACUUGAGAUGUUCCAGCAGGACAAGGAACGGAUCGCGGCGGCACAGUCCGUGCUCAUCGUCGGUGGCGGGCCCAUCGGCGUAGAGCUCGCUGCCGAGAUCGUCAUGGAGUAUGGCGCCGAGUCCAAGCGCAUCACCCUCGUCCAUGGCGGCGACCGCUUGCUCAAGGUCAUGGGCUCGCGGGCCUCUGCCAAGGCGCUCGAGUGGCUUCGGUCCAAGAACGUCACGGUGUUGCUCGACCAGACUGUCGAUAUCGGUGGCGUUGUUGACGCGGACCGCCGUGAAUUCACGACGUCCGGCGGAGAGACAAUUGUCGCGGAUUGCCACUUUGUGUGCACGGGCCGGCCCGUGGCGUCCGGGUGGCUACGUGACACGUUCUUGGGCGAGCACGUGGACGCCGAUGGGAGGCUAGCGGUGGACGAGCACUUGAGGGUGGGGAGGACGAGGAACGUGUUCGCCAUUGGCGACAUCACUGAUGUGCCUGAGGCGAAGCAGGGGUACCUGGCACAAAGACACGCCAUGGUGGUGGCGCGGAACCUGAGGUUGCUGCUCAAGGGCGGCGAGGGGGAGCACAAGAGGCUACACCGGUAUAAGCCGUCCAAGGCGGCCAUCCACGUCACGCUGGGCCGCCGGGACGCGGUUUCGGAGCUGCCCUUCAUGACGCUCAUCGGACACAUACCCGGCGCCAUCAAGCCCAGGGACCUCUUCAUCUCGCGGACGCGCAGGAUGAUGGGCCUCAGGUGGAACUAACAGACGGUCGAUCAAUCUGAUCCGACGGUCCCGGUUAAUCGAUGAGCUGAUAGUUCUAGAUUGUCGUUGGGUAUAUGAUAUCUUUGCUGCAUCUAGAAACUUUUCAUCGCAUCAAAGUGAUGCAUAUGUAAACAUUGUAACCAGGACCAGGUGAAGCAAAAUACAUUGAUGGGCUCCCUUGUGAUUUUCGAGAAAUGAAAGCACUGGGACAAGCAUAACUUGUGAAA
This is a messenger RNA of Brachypodium distachyon (stiff brome), 1583 nucleotides long. RefSeq names its product apoptosis-inducing factor 2. The record is from RefSeq and is a predicted model, not a curated record. The transcript is spliced from 2 exons. Gene Ontology annotation, cellular component: cytoplasm. The coding region runs from base 217 to 1356 and encodes 379 amino acids. Gene Ontology annotation, molecular function: electron-transferring-flavoprotein dehydrogenase activity; flavin adenine dinucleotide binding. Lineage: Eukaryota; Viridiplantae; Streptophyta; Magnoliopsida; Poales; Poaceae.